UUCCCCCUGCCGGAGAGAAGCGGCAUCUGGGAGGGAGGAGAAAAGAAACAAGCUGAGGGAGAGACACGGAGGGGAGGAGAGAAAGAAGUAAAAAAGACAGGAGCUCAGCCCGUAGGACGUGAACACACCGGAGAGAGAGAGGAGGACGCUGCUGCUUCAGUACGGCCCUCCUGAUUGGAUGAGAGCACCAGUAUGGAUGCACUCCAUCCUGUUUCCCACAAUCCUUAGCUCUCUGAUCUGCAGCUGACUCUACUAAACCCUGAACAAGCUCCAGUCAAUGACUGAACUCCUGUCAGGUGAUCUGUCUUGUGCCACGAUGAUGUCAGUAGAUGUGACCAAUCGUAAUGGGCCCGCUGCCACGCCUCCCACUUCCCUCAGCCUUCGCUCCUCACACAAUCAGCUCCUCAGCAGCGAUGUCAUCAAACAGGGCUCCGCCACUCCUCCCAAGUGUCGCAAAAAGUACGCACUCACCAGUAUCCAGUCUGCCAUGGGCCUCGGAGAAGCGGCGCCAACUACGCCUUCCCCGUCAUCAUCCCCAUCGCAGUCCUCAACCCCGACCAAUCCCAAACUAGCCAAGAAUGGGGUCAACCAGCUUCGUAAAGCAGGUCAGGACCACAACAAAAACACAACGGGUCCUGACCUGAUAGAUCUGGAGUGUAAUUCAGAGACUGUAGAAGACGACCUCAACGUUAACACAGCAGAGGAGCAUGACAGUCACAUCCUCUCCAAUAAUGACGGGGAGGACGACGUCAUUAAUUUAGAUGCCGAACUGCAACCAGACGCCAACUGUGAUGCAGAGCCCGAGCAGAAAACAGAAUUAGAUGUAGACUGUAACAUUAACACAACUGUGGCGCUCAACCUGAACGGCAACACAACAGAUCUGGACUUGAACAUUGAGGCAGAGGAGAGCGAUGACAUCAGUAUUUUGUCUGAAAAGGAAAUAAUGUCAAAAAUGAAGAUUGAGGAAGAUGGAGAUGAGAAUGUGGGGGAGGAGGAGGAGGAGGAAGAGGUGGAGAAGAAGCCUUUACUGAUGAUAAGAAGUGAGUCUCCCGUGAACAAUCAAAAAGUUUCCGCAGGCCUGGAACUCAUCUCUGACCUCCACUCCAACAUCAAGCUCCUCAAAUCAGGCAAGGACUCUCCAGUGCCUCCUCCUCCCUCCCUGCCACGGCAAUCCAGCCCAGAGGACACCCUCUUGCUCUCUGUGGCUUCCUGCUCCUCCUCUUCCUCUUCCUCUCCAGAGACGAAGAAGGACAGAAGGACUGGCGCAAAGACAGACUGUGCUUUGAACCGGAUCCAGAAUCUGAACCCCAGUGACGAGGAGUUGAGUUGGACCACCCUGUCCCAGGAGAGCAACUCCCCAGAGGAGACAGAUAUCUGGAGUGAGCAGUCAUUCCAGACAGACCCUGACCUGCCACCAGGAUGGAAGAAGAUCACAGAUAUGGCCGGUGUCUACUACUGGCACAUACCUACAGGCACCACUCAGUGGGAGAGGCCUGCCACCCGCCAAGCACCCCCUGGACAGAUGGAGUCCCAGGCACCAGGCGACUACACAGCCUCAACGCCUCGUAAACACUCUGUGGGUUCGCUCAGCCCCUCACCCACUCCUGACCAUGAGUUGUGCCAGGCAGAGGUUUUCUUCAGGUCGUCAAUUCGUUCGGGCAGCACCACGUCCGACAGUUCAGUGGAGCCUCUCUCCUCUAAUGAAACCACCAUCCCCACAUGUGGAUUUGUCAACAGCUGCUACUUUCCUCGGUCCACAUCUCUGCAGGGGGCGUCGGAUCAGGAGUGUUGCUCUCAGCAUCAUGAAGAUGAGGACAAGAAACAGGUGUGGAGUGAAUUUGGCGGAAAGAUUGAUAGUGAGGUGUGGAAGGAUCUGCAGGCAGCCACCGUGAACCCCGAUCCCAGUCUGAAGGAGUUUGAGGGUGCAACGCUUCGCUACGCAUCACUGAAGUUAAGGAACCGUCCAACAGUAGAAGAAGAGGAGUCAAACUGCAACAACGGUGACCCAGAAACAAAGUGUUUUGCAGUGCGCUCUCUGGGAUGGGUGGAAAUGGCCGAGGAGGACUUGGCUCCCGGAAAGAGCAGCGUUGCCGUUAACAACUGCAUCCGACAGCUGUCCUACUGCAAGAACGACAUCCGAGACACGGUCGGCAUCUGGGGAGAGGGGAAGGACAUGUACCUGGUGCUGGAAAAUAACAUGUUGAACCUGGUCGACCCCAUGGACCGCAGUGUGCUUCACUCGCAGCCAAUUGCAAGUAUCCGGGUCUGGGGCGUUGGCCGGGACAAUGGCAGAGAGAGGGACUUUGCAUAUGUGGCGAGGGAUAAAAACACCAGGAUCCUGAAAUGUCAUGUGUUCCGCUGUGACACGCCAGCCAAAGCCAUUGCCACCAGCCUGCAUGAGAUCUGCUCCCGGAUAAUGACAGAGAGAAAGAAUGCCAAAGCGAUGGCAGGAAACUCUCUCCACGACAGGAUGCAGGCAGGACUAGAUCUCCCUCUACAAGCAGAGUUUCCCACACCAAAGACAGAGCUGGUUCAGAAGUUUCAGGUGCUCUACCUCGGGAUGCUGCCUGUGGCCAGACCUAUAGGUAUGGACAUACUGAAUGGAGCCAUAGACAGUCUAAUUGGUUCUUCCAACAAAGAGGACUGGACUCCAGUAGCUCUCAACGUGGCAGAUGCUACUGUCACCAUCAGCAAAGACAAGGAUGAAGAAGAAGUGCUGGUGGAGUGUCGUGUGCGUUUCCUGUCCUUCAUGGGCGUUGGGUAUGACGUGCACACGUUUGCCUUCAUCAUGGACGCAGGCGGCCAUCGUUUUGACUGUCACGUCUUCUGGUGUGACCCUAAUGCUGGGAAUGUGUCUGAGGCUGUGCAGGCAGCUUGUAUGUUGCGGUACCAGAAGUGUUUGGUCGCUCGGCCUCCCUCCCAGAAAGCCUGUGGCUCAUCCCCCCCCGGUGACUCAGUGUCCCGUCGGGUCUCGACCAGCGUGAAGAGAGGGGUCCUAUCUCUCAUCGACACCCUCAAACAGAAGAGACCCGUCACAGAGUUGCCGCAGUAACCACGGUGAAUCACUACCAACUGCCUGCCACAACCCCCAGUCACCAUGGUAACCAGUCGCAUUCGCUGCCAAAACCCCAGUAACCACUAAAACAGAGCAAAGACCCCAGGGAUUUGGGGAAACCCCGUCAUGAUUCCUUCACUUUUCUGGAGCAAAUUGGAGUUUCACCUCAAGAGUUUCAUCACCUCUCGAGGCGCAAUUCAAGUUGGCCUCCUGAAGACUCUAAACCCUGGCUGAGAAGGAACAACCACGAGAGCGGUGGUCGUGAAGGUGUUGAUGUACAUAGAAGUAACUCUCGUCCCCCUCGGCACAGAGAAGGAGCGAGGAGAACAAUAUCGUAGAAGUAGGAAGUGCUCCUUCAAGCACAGCACAGCGUGAUGAGCGAGCUCAUCGCUGCCCAAACUGCUGACUCCUCCAUGCUCUUAUUGUAUCUGUGUCUGUGCCUGUGAUGCCAGCAUGACCUUGCACACCUGGCCAUACCCUUCCCUCGUCAUUCACCUGGCUUCCUGUCUGUAGUGGCUUUACCUCCCCCCCAUCUUUGUCCCUCUUCCUUACCAUCUACAGCAAACUGUAAAGUGAGAGUAAGUAAAUGGUCGGGAGGCAAAAUGAAAAGCCAUCGUGUCUGUGAACAAUGAAGGGAGCUGCUACAGACUAAAGCGAUUUGUCCGUUAGUCUACACUCAUCUGUUCAACGGAUCCUGCAUGAACUUUUUUAUAGAAACGUGAAUCAUUCUAGUCGAUAUCAACACUGCUGCUGCUUUCAGAGAGUGAAGGGGUGAGGAAUCAGAAGCCACCUUGUUUUUCUAUCCCGUCUUCUCUUCUCUUUUUCUUUUCUCAUCGACUGUGCACGAAUCAGCCCAGUGCGUCUGAACGAGCGGUGACCUUUCACCCGAAAACACACCGCACGUCUGCCAUCUGUUUACUGGUAUUCUUCUGUUAUCCCUCAGAAAAUGACAGAUGAUAGCCAUAAUGGAGGAUAAGGCACAGGGAUGAACAUUAUUUCUCGGCCCACUCUCUCUCCUCUGCCCCCCCCCCACCCCACUCUCAGUGCCAGACUGCAGCUCGGAGCGGAGGAGACGUCAGCGUGCUGCUGCUGCUCCAUGAUACACAUACUGGAGGAAAUUUGACUUUAAAUCCCACCUCAGUAUCAGUCCUCACAGAAUUCAAGUUGACUAAUAAAAGGGGACUGGUAGCAUGUGAACGCCCUGAGGAAGAAAACAGAAGGAGACUUGAGGAAUGUGUCUUUAUACCUGGGUAUGGUUGUGAUGAUAUUGUCUGAACUGUGAGGAGGUGAGAUUUUUAUCUCCAGAAGACGACAGAGAGACAUGUUGACUCAAACCAGCAGGACGCUCCUGGGCUGCUAUCGAUCUGUCUCCAGGGUUCUGUUCACUUGAAUGCGCAUUCUUUCCUUUUUUCUUUGUUUCAUAAGUGCCACAAGAUCACAUGCUUGGUUUUUGUCUCACACAAAUCACAAAGCUGGGUGUUAUAACUAGUGAUGAUCGUUAUUGUAACUAAGAUCAUCGACACUUAACAAAGUUCUCUUGGCUGUAGAGGCAGAUACAUGCUGAACAUCUGACUGUUAAAUCCCACCUGUCAAACUUUACAUUUGUCCACUUGUAGAAAACAGACGGGGCAGAAGUUAGAGUCUGUUUUGUGGCCUUUUCCAAAAUGAAAAUCAGAAGUUUAAUUUGUCAGGAAUGGAAUAAACCUGUGAGUAUAUUAUUUGAUGUAAAUGUCAAACAGUAUGGCCGGCUCACAGGUAAUUCUGACUGUAGUAGUGCCCAAAGACAAGGGGUUGUAAAAAUCCCCAAAGACAUCUUCAAACAUCUGGAUGAAAAAAAUCUUCUGUCUGCUGUAUGAUAAAAUAUCUUUUUACAAAUCAAUACAAGUAUUGCUCUCAUCAGGGCUCAUUCCUCCGUCGAGGCCCGACAGUCGCUUUAUGAAACCCUGUUAUAAUUUGCGAGAUCCAGAUUUUUGUUUUGAUCUGCACUAAAAUGCACACACUCAUAGAUAUCAGUCCCCUAAGUUUUUUGUCAUCAGGAUCCAUGCAUUACGCCCAGAGAAAUCAGUUUCAGAGAGAAAUCAGAGUUUCAAAAGAUGCAAUGUUAAACAAAGAGAAAAAGAUUCCUGCAUCCACAACCUCUUCUGACUCCCUCCUUCCACCAAGUAUCGUGGAGGAGGAGCAAACUGGACUGGUAGGAAAUAGAUUAAUAUCUUAUUUAUCUUUCAGCAGAUGGACAAUGUUUUUGUUCGAGUCUAUGGGGGAUUCUGAAAACACCUUCAGCCCAGUAUGUUGUUAAAUCAUGGCGUAUGUUAGCAGUUUUUUAGAGAAACCAACUGCAUUAGGAGCCAAAGUGAUGGUUUCUGACAGAGUAGAGUGUUGCUGCAGAGAAAGGGAACUUUGACAGCGUCAGGUCGAAGUUAAUGGUCAGAUGUUCCAGCCGAGGGUCCUGCUUGUCAUUCGUGUCAAUAUUUAACUCCACAUAUAACAAACAGAGGAAGGAAGUCUAAGUAUAUUUGAGAUUCUGUUGAGAAAACUCCCUUUUCUUUCAUCACGGGGAUGUUGAAAUGUGAAUGAGAUGACUUAAAUUGUUGUGUACAUAAUAUCCAUAUAAUGUAACAUUUGGCAUUAAUCAUUGUCAUAAGCUAUCUUUUUUCUUUUUUUUUCAUUUUUGAAUGUCUCAUUAUUUUAUUUUUUUUAAUGAAAUGCCUUUUUUUUUGAGAACUCACCAAAUGGCCAAAGUGUAAAAUACAGAUAUACAUUGUUGUAGAUAAGUAAAGUACCAGAGCAAAUAAUGAAAUAACAGGAGGGGCGUUCACAGUUGUCAAUUAAGUUGAUACUGAAUUUAACUGAGCAAUUAUCUAUGCAUUCUUUUGAUCUCGAGAAGAAAAUGGAAAGUCGUAAAA
Paralichthys olivaceus (Japanese flounder) is the source of this 5958-nucleotide messenger RNA. NCBI's taxonomy places the organism in Eukaryota, Metazoa, Chordata, Actinopteri, Pleuronectiformes, Paralichthyidae. The record is from RefSeq and is a predicted model, not a curated record.